AUGUCGCGUUUCUUUUUGUUUUUCUUUUUAACGUCCGUCUGCGUCGCUCAGACAAGUGUUUCUGCUGAUGGAGCCGCGACUUUUAACUGCUCGACCAUCAGAGAGUUGCUGAGCUCAUGUCAUGAAGAAAGCCUUCAGAUCAUCGAGAACGCCUCACCCUACAGUCAAAGACGAAGCACAACUCAAGCAGAGUCUGACAAUCUGGGGGUUUCCAGAGCAGGAGAGGUUUUUCACAUGGCCCUGCAGCUUCUGAAGGACAAGGCACAACAGAAAUAUGAAAGGAAAUUUACUGCUUCAGAGUUGCUGUCGUGGGAAAAUGUGAAGCUGCUUGGGGAGCUGUCUCAGUGUCCUGCUGCAACAGAUCCAGAUGUUUGUGAGCAGAGUCAUCACAACAAAUACCGCACCAUAACUGGACUCUGCAACAACAGACAAAAUCCUCGCUGGGGAGCAGCCAACACUGCCUUGGUCAGAUGGCUUCCAGCUGAAUAUGAAGAUGGGGAGGGAGAACCCAAUGGCUGGAACCGAGAACGGCUCCAUAAUGGAUUCCAACUUCCCCCGCCUCGGCGGGUCAGCAGGGAAAUAAUAAGGAGCUCCUGUAAAUGGAGAGAAGAUGACUACUCUCAGCUGCUGGUGGACUGGGGACAGUACAUUGAUCACGACAUGACCUUUACACCUCAGAGCAUCAGAAGUGCUGCUUUCUGGACAGAUGUGGACUGCCAUAAAACAUGUGAAAAUGUGCAUCCCUGCUUCCCCAUUGAGAUUGAAGGUUCGCUCUGCAUGCCUUUUCGUCGCUCCACUCCAGACUGCUUCAUCACUUCUGGGUCUGAUUUCCAUCAAGUCCUGCAGCGACAGCAGCUGAAUGCCAUCACAUCAUACAUCGAUGCUUCUCUUGUUUACGGCCACACUCCAAAACUAGAGAGCACCUUUCGUGACCUUUCCGGCCUGAGUGGAAAACUCACCGUCAACAAAAGAUUCAGGGACCAAAACGGAAGAUCUUUUCUUCCUUUCGUAGUCAAGACGCCAUCAGCGUGCCGCACGGAUCAGCAGGGGGAGAGAGUGGAGUGCUUCAGGGCCGGAGACAGUCGGGUCAACGAGGUUCUUCCGCUGAUCGCUUUGCAUACGCUGUGGCUCAGGGAGCACAAUCGAAUCGCCGAGGCACUGAAGCUCAUCAACGAUCACUGGAGCCCUGAAAUCAUCUACCAAGAAACCCGCAAGAUUGUUGGAGCCAUGCACCAGAUUAUAACAAUGAGAGAUUACGUCCCAAAAAUAAUUGGGCUGGAGUCAUUUGAACGUUACAUCGGGCCCUACAGGGGAUACGAUCCAACUGUGGACGCCUCAGCCUCCAAUGUGUUUGCCACUGCAGCGUUACGGUUCGGCCAUGGGACCAUACCACCAAUCCUCAGUAGACUGAAUGCAAGCUUCCAGGAGCACGAGCAAUACCCCCACCUGAGAAUUCACAAGUCUUUCUUCAGUCCUUGGAGAAUAGUCAAAGAAGGUGGGAUUGAGCCAACCCUGAGGGGCUUGAUUGGAACGGCAGCGCCAACGGUUCAUGCAAACUCGCUGCUGGUGGAGGAAGUAACAGAGAUGUUGGUGGUUCUUGAUACACAUCAAAAUAUGGAUCUGGCUUCUCUGAAUCUGCAGAGAGGACGAGACCAUGGACUUCCAGGUUACAACAAGUGGAGGAACUUCUGUGGAUUGAUGCAGAUUCAGACCUUGGCUGAUCUCACCAAGGCUGUAGGAGAUGUCAGUGUUGCUGAGAAGAUACUGGAUUUAUACAAACAUCCAGACAACAUUGAUAUUUGGCUCGGAGGACUCGUUGAAAACAUCAUACCUGGAUCAAGAACUGGUCCGCUGUUUGCUUGUCUGAUCGGAAAGCAAAUGAAAUCCAUCCGUGAUGGUGAUAGGUUUUGGUGGGAAGCCGAUGGCGUUUUCACGCAGCAGCAGCAGAACGAGCUUCUGAAAGCGUCUCUGUCUCGGGUUAUCUGUGAUAACACCGACAUACAGGAAGUCCCUCCUGAUUCCUUCAAAUUUGGGAACUAUCCAGCCGAUUAUGUCGAGUGUGGUGCGAUCCCAUUGAUGAGCCUGGACGCUUGGAGAGAGGAGAGGAGUCGGGACCUAGAGCUCUGUGGCUUGCCAAGACCAAUAAAAAAUGGAGAUUUCAUAUUUUCAUCCCAAUCUGGCAUACUGACCGCUCUCUACUCCUGUUACCAUGGCUUCAAAUUAGAGGGAGCUGCUGAAAUCAUUUGUGAAGGAAAUCAGUGGAGUAAUGAAGCCCCUCGGUGCACAUGUGAGUGA
Nematolebias whitei (Rio pearlfish) is the source of this 2295-nucleotide messenger RNA. It is a transcript of the gene tpo, whose product is annotated as thyroid peroxidase. The record is from RefSeq and is a predicted model, not a curated record. Gene Ontology annotation, molecular function: heme binding; peroxidase activity. Gene Ontology annotation, biological process: response to oxidative stress. The transcript has 12 exons. Lineage: Eukaryota; Metazoa; Chordata; Actinopteri; Cyprinodontiformes; Rivulidae. The coding region runs from base 1 to 2295 and encodes 764 amino acids.